Morus notabilis is the source of this 432-nucleotide messenger RNA. RefSeq names its product kinesin-like protein KIN-14C. The record is from RefSeq and is a predicted model, not a curated record. The annotation marks the transcript as partial. NCBI's taxonomy places the organism in Eukaryota, Viridiplantae, Streptophyta, Magnoliopsida, Rosales, Moraceae. The transcript has 3 exons.
GUAUCUCAUGAUGAGGCUGUAAAGCAGAGGGAUGCUUUGGUCAAUGAAGCCGCGGGCCUUAAAAUGGAGUUGCAACAGGUCAGAGAUGAUCGUGACCGCUUGAUACUCCAAGUGCAGAAUUUAACAGACGAAGUCGUGAAAUAUAAGGAAUAUACGGAGAAUUCUUGUUCUGAAUUGGAUACCCUGACAGAAAAAACAAAUCAACUAGAGGAUAAAUGUUUUUCACAAAGUAACGAGAUAAGUACAUUGAAGGACCAACUAAUGAAUGCGCAAGAGAAACUUCAGGUGUCCGACAUAUCUGUAUUGGAGACAAAAACAGAAUAUGAAGAACAGAAAAGGCUCAUAAGUGAAUUACAAAGUCGCCUGGUGGAUGCGGAAUUUAAACUUGUUGAAGGAGAGAUGCUGCGCAAAAAGUUACAUAAUACCAUUCUG